GAUUUUAGAAGCUAGAGUCGUGCGGCUAUGCUAUCGUGUACUGCCCUCAUCUCUUCCACUCCUCGGGCCCGGGGACGACCACCGCCGAUGGCUCUGCUCCGCCUCCACCUCCCGCGGCCUCUGCUCCCCGGCCGCUCCCUCUCCAAGCCCCCUCCCCCCCUCUCAUCCUCCUCCUCAUCGUCGUCGUGGUUAUGGCACCGCUGCCUCCCCAGCGCCACAGCCACUUCCUCCUUGCGCCUCUUCUGCUCCCGCCACCCCGCGUCGCCCGCCUCCGACUCCGAUGCCUAUUCCUACUCUCCUUCCAUCGUCGGCGACCUCCUCGACUACCUCAACGAGUCAUGGACGCAGUUCCACGCCACUGCUGAGGCAAAGAGGCAACUGAUUGCCGCAGGCUUCAAGCUGCUAAGUGAGAAUGAUGACUGGGAUCUGCAGCCCGGUGGACGCUACUUCUUCACGCGGAACAUGUCCUGCCUGGUUGCCUUUGCAAUUGGGGAAAAGUACAGAGUUGGAAACGGUUUCAACAUAAUUGCAGCCCACACUGACAGUCCAUGUCUCAAACUCAAACCAAGGUCCGCCUCCUUCAAAUCUGGACACCAAAUGGUAAAUGUUCAGACGUAUGGAAGUGGCUUGUGGCAUACAUGGUUCGAUAGAGAUCUAACUUUGGCUGGGAGAGUCAUCCUCAAGGCUCCAGAUGGUUCCUUUAAGCACAAGCUUGUCAAAGUGAGCAGACCAUUGAUACGUGUACCAACACUGGCUAUACAUCUUAACCGCACAGUGAAUUCUGAUGGGUUCAAGCCUAACCUAGAGACUCAUCUUGUUCCACUUCUUGCAACAAAACAUGAAGAAGCUACUAUGAAUACUGAUGACAAAACUUCAAGUUCAACAAAAGUUACCCACCAUCCGCUACUUCUGCAGGUUCUCUCAGAGGAAAUUGGUUGUGAAUCAGAUGAAAUAAUUGGUAUGGAGUUGAACGUAUGUGAUACCCAGCCUAGCUGCCUUGGCGGGGGAAGCAAUGAGUUCGUCUAUUCUGGAAGACUGGAUAAUCUUGCUUCAUGUUAUUGUGCCCUCAGAUCUCUCAUGGACUCUUCCAAGGUGGCAGAACAAUUGUCAAAUGAGAAGGCUAUAAGAAUGGUUGCUAUGUUUGAUAACGAGGAGGUGGGUUCAGAUUCAAUGCAAGGGGCAGGUGCACCAACCAUGUUCCAUGCUAUGAGACGGAUUGUUGAUUCCUUGAUUCAUCAGUCGAUGGGGGAGGGAGCUUUGGAACGUGCAAUACAUUCUUCUUUCCUUGUUUCGGCUGACAUGGCUCAUGCCCUACACCCAAACUACUCAGAAAAGCAUGAAGAGUACCAUAGACCAGAACUACAGAAGGGGCUUGUCAUCAAGCACAAUGCUAACCAACGCUAUGCCACAAGUGCUGUUACAGCUUUUCUCUUCAAAGAAAUAGCAAGGAUUCAUAACCUUCCGGUUCAGGAAUUUGUCGUAAGGAAUGAUAUGGGCUGUGGCUCCACCAUUGGACCCAUACUUGCUUCUGGUGUUGGCAUACGGACUGUUGACUGUGGUAUUCCUCAGCUUUCGAUGCACAGCGUACGAGAAAUGUGUGGCAAACAAGAUGUAGACACAACAUAUUGGCACUUCAAAGCUUUCUUCGAGAUGUUCUCCGACAUCGAUAGGAAGUUAAAUGUAGAUUUCUAGUUCGCUCAAGAAAAAAGUAGAGUUUUAGGUCCAAAACUUUAUCAGUGCAUAAUGUUUGAAUAAUCAGUUUGUGAGUACCCUUCAAGGCAUACCAUAGGUUGGGAACCGUUGAAUUGUGGCUAUCUAGCAUAGUAUCAAUUCCAUGUAAACCGACAUUCAGUCUGGUUUUAUCUUCAAGGCAUACCAUAGGUUGGGAAAUCAGUUUUAAUAUAAAUACAGGCUGACACACUGGCCCUCUGUUUCUCGAGGAAAUAAAUUCGAUCCUAAAACCUUCA
Phragmites australis (common reed) is the source of this 1967-nucleotide messenger RNA. RefSeq names its product probable aspartyl aminopeptidase. The record is from RefSeq and is a predicted model, not a curated record. Gene Ontology annotation, molecular function: aminopeptidase activity; zinc ion binding. The coding region runs from base 28 to 1692 and encodes 554 amino acids. Lineage: Eukaryota; Viridiplantae; Streptophyta; Magnoliopsida; Poales; Poaceae. Gene Ontology annotation, biological process: proteolysis. The transcript is spliced from 9 exons.